This is a messenger RNA of Dermacentor andersoni, 3518 nucleotides long. Its product is annotated as calcium-activated chloride channel regulator 1-like. The record is from RefSeq and is a predicted model, not a curated record. NCBI's taxonomy places the organism in Eukaryota, Metazoa, Arthropoda, Arachnida, Ixodida, Ixodidae.
AGUGCACGCGGCGUCCUCUCCGUCCACGUGUGCCUGCGUAUGUGAGCGCACUGCGAAAACGCUCUUGACAAGAAUGUGUCUGUGUAUCUUCGCCUCCGGUCUUUCCAGCGAAGCGUCGGCCGUGCUCCACAUCGACGCAGAUCCCGUAGGCGACAGGGCUGUGAGCCUCCCAAGGUGACCGUCCAGACCCCUACCAGAACUUCACCCGGCAUCUUCAUUCAGCUGUGAAACCGACCCCGUAGGCGACAGGGCUGUGAGCCUCCCUAUGUGACCGUCCAGACCCCUACCUGAACUUCACCCGGCAUCUCCAUUCAGCUGUGAAACCGAAGCAGUCAUGGUUACGUUGUGGCCUCUGCUUUUGACAAUAGGAUUCUUUGAGCAUCUUUACAAUGCAAAUGCAAUUCGGUUGGAUGAAACAGACGGGGGCUAUAUGGACUUGUUAGUCGGUAUCCACCCCGACGUACCUCCGAACGAAACCCUGGUCGAAAACUUGAAGGUGUUGCUGAGAUCGUCGUCGAUCUUUCUUCAUAAUGCUACUUUUGGGCGGGUCUUCUUCAAGCAAGUCUUUGUGCAGUUUCCAAAAACAUGGCCACAACGCAAAAAUGCCCGAAGCGCGCCGAAUUGUUGCUUCUCAAAGAAUGACGUACGUGUUCAAGUCAUGAAAGCAGAUCAAGGGGACCCCUUCAGCACAACACAAAUACGGGGCUGCGGGGAGCCAGGAGACUUCAUUCAACUGUCGUCUCAUGUACUCAAGGAGCUAAACAAGCAAGAGUCUGCAGUGGCAACGUACGCCUUUGUGAAUCAGUGGGCGCAGUAUCGUUAUGGCGUCUUUUAUGAGCAUGGGCGCCAGGGACACCCAAAGUACCCAAUCCUGUACUGCCGAGAUGCUUAUAAGACAACAGUCCUCAAGAACACAUGCUCCGACAAGCUGAUGGUGUCCUUUCAUGAGGAAAGUUUGGAAGGUGGAUGCCACAUCGACCACGAAUGUCAUCUUACUGAAAGGUGCCAGGUGGAGGUCCAUCAGUCAGGCACAGCUGUUUCAAAAUCUUCGAUCAUGUUCGGAGUUCGUGUCCCUAAAGUAACUCAUUUUUGUGACUCGGAAGCGGGAGAGCUUCAACACAACUCCUUCGCACCGAACAUGCAGAACGACAUGUGCAAGGGCGCGUCCACCUGGGAUGUCAUCAUGCGGCACAAAGACUUCAGGCGGCUGCCUGCUCCAGAUAUGUCGAAGCCGAUCCAGGUGGACAUCAUAGAACUCCAGCAAAAACCAAGCGAGGUCCGACGAGCUGUUCUUGCUUUAGACGUAUCCGGCAGCAUGAGUGACCACAUGCGACUGGAAACAAUGAAGGGUGCUGUUGAUGCCUUCCUCUUGUGCUUACUCCCUGACACUGUCCAUCUGGCUAUUGUCAGUUUCAGCGAAAACGCACAUGUAGAGCAUUCCAUGGAGCCUGUCAACAUGGGAACUCUCGAAGGAUUUCGAGAUGCUGUGAAGAAGAUGCAGACGAGAUCAGCGACGUGUAUCGGCUGUGCUCUGAGAAAGGCCUGUCAGUUGCUGGGUUCUUCAAAGCACAAUCCAGUAGGUGGAACUAUUCUGCUUUUCACCGACGGCGGGGAGAAUGUGGAGCCCAAAAUUGACAAGGUCCUACCGGAACUGUUAGAGGCAAGGGUGGAAGUUCUGGCUAUGGCGAUGGGAAGCGAAGCGGAGGACAAGCUGGAUCAACUUGCUGAACAAACAAAAGGGAGAUCCUUCCUUUUUCCAGACCGUCACGGGAACACAUCUACGGACUACAUCGCAGCCAUCACUAGCCGCAGUCGGUCGCUCGACAACAACAAGUGCUUCCAGGACUACGGAUACAGCGCGAGUACCGGCAUGCACAAGACUCUUGGGGAUUCCAUGAGGACUGACCACGACGCUGGUCCAAUAGAUGUAACGGCCCAAGUGAAAAUCUUCACGGGAACUCUCGAAGAAAACUUCAUUAUUGACGAUGACCUGGGUAACAACACAAUCAUCACCGUGACCCAAGUCUCCACUGAAAACUCCUCACUGGUGGUGUUCCUCGUUGACCCCACAGGAAAGAGGUGUCGAAACUGUCGAGAGGUUAUAAGCUACCAACGAAAAAUUAUUACCAUUCCCAGUCCCGCCACGGCGGGCACAUGGAAGGUUCAAGUGGAGAGCACAAGCAAGAACCAAGUCGUGGUCUCCAUCCUUGUCACGUCCCAAGCCAGAAGCCUGACCAAGAAACCGAUAGUGGCUUCGUGCGAAGUGUUGAAAGUGGAGGUUUCUAACCCGAAAGACUUGGUCAUACUGGUUAAUGUUAAGAAAGGGGAGCGUGUUGUCAUCGAUGCAAACGUAACGGCACUGGUCAUCAACGAGAAUGGGCUUGCGUGCCCUGUCCGACUGCUUGACGAUGGCAAGGAUCCGGAUAUCUGGGGAAACGACGGGACAUACAGCGGCUAUUUUGUGGAGCUCAGUGGAAAAGGUCGUUACUCGGUGACGGCUUAUGUUCAUGGUGACGGCAAGGCAAGACAUGCGGACCGAGUAAAAGGCUUCCCCACGGACAUGCGUGCGGGAGGGAAACCACGGAAAGGGUGGACUGUUGUAGCAGGUCCGACACGUAGAAAGCCCGUCAAGCAGUCCGUAAAGCCGACGCCGACCAAAUACGACUCUCUCCUAAAGGACAUCCAGCCAGUGGCGCCGUUCCAAAGAGUGACGGCCAGUGCUUUAUUCAAGGUCACGGAAAACUUGAAGCUUGCUGAUGUUCCGCCGGGGGAAAUCAAAGACCUUCGGGUUGUCACAGGGAACAUAGAGCCUGAUGGAACACCAACUGUGACACUUACCUGGACGUGGCCCGGAGCCCACAUGAAACAAGGAACAGCUUCGGCCGUAGAGAUCCGAGGAGGCAGAGACUUCGACGCGGUUCGAUCAAGCUUCGAUAGCCAAGAGGAGAUAUCCAAAGUGAUGAAAGGCACCCUGACCCCCCUUUCUGCUGGUUCUGAACACGCGGUGACUCUUGCUCUUCCCCACCAGUGGGUGGUUACGUCAAGUAAUGGCACCGGCUCCAACCUCACCGCGUACGUGGCAGCGCAGGUGAUUAAUGAGGAUGGCCUCAAGUCUGAAACGUCAAGGGUUAUUGAGAUACUGCUCAUAAAGCCAAGCAGUUUGGAAGAGUCACCUUCACCGGGAAGGCCUCCCAAACAGGGAACGACGCCGGCAAAGGCUGAAACCCCCUUUGAUGACGGAACAAUACCUACUCCGGAGGCGGAUGGGGACAGCAGAGAACACAGCAUGUCCAUUCUGAUGUGGAUCUCAUUGGGGAUUGUAGGAGCGGCCGUGGUUAUUACCAUCGUCGCCUUUCUCCUGCUCAAGAACAAGGCGCACAUCCCUGACGAGAACGAGAUCCUGGCCAAUAAGGGGGACAACACCAUGGCGCCAAGCUGAAGAUCCGCGUAUCUUGGCCUUGUCACAAAUAAACUAUCAGGCACAGCUGGCGAUGCCAGUCAAAAUUUUAACCACUGGA